Molecule: messenger RNA, 426 nt
Organism: Dendronephthya gigantea
Lineage: Eukaryota; Metazoa; Cnidaria; Anthozoa; Malacalcyonacea; Nephtheidae
Exons: 1
Coding region: 1-426 (141 amino acids)
Source: RefSeq, a predicted model, not a curated record
AUGGAUUAUGCUGAUGGCGUAUUCUAUCCACUUCCACAGUUUUUAUCAAGGCGCUUACAGAAAGUUCAAUUUGCAACUGCUAGUUUUGUCUUGGGUCGAUAUGUUAAAGAUCAAAAGGAUAUCCUGGAAGUUGGAUGGCUUCCAGUCAACAAAAGAAGAGAACUCAACAUCUUGAAAUCGAGUUUCAAAGCCAUGUACUUCCCAGAGUGGCCAGAGUAUUUAAAACUAGAACGACAAACUUGCGUUCGAGAACUGCGUUCAACUAAUGCAGUUCAAUUAGUUGUGCCAAAAGAAACUGGAACGUUUCAACAUAGCGCUGCAAAACUUUUUAAUUCCUUACCUGAGAACAUCAGGAAUUGUACUAACUACAAAGUAUUUUUAAAAUUACCUAAAGAACUUCUAUUCGAAAGAGCAUGCCAAAACUAG